Musa acuminata AAA Group (dessert banana) is the source of this 804-nucleotide messenger RNA. RefSeq lists its product as uncharacterized. Gene Ontology annotation, molecular function: dynein intermediate chain binding. Gene Ontology annotation, cellular component: cytoplasmic dynein complex. The record is from RefSeq and is a predicted model, not a curated record. Gene Ontology annotation, biological process: microtubule-based process. NCBI's taxonomy places the organism in Eukaryota, Viridiplantae, Streptophyta, Magnoliopsida, Zingiberales, Musaceae. Bases 183 to 491 code for a protein of 102 amino acids. The transcript has 3 exons.
UCGAAAUUGAAAGCCAUUUGCGCAAAUACGUUUCCGACACCCUUUGUUGAUAAAUCGAUCGAAUACCUGCCUAGGUAUUGGCGAAAGCAAACGGACCCACGUGGACCCCUAUGAACUCUUAGCUGCCUCCGAUCACAAGGUUAUUUUGGAUGGAAACUGCACUUCGUCAAACUCAUUGAGCGAUGGGGGACGAGAGCAACAGCGGCGCGGCGACGGCGCAGCAGAAGGAGCUCGAUGUCACCUUGAAGGGCGUCGACAUGAGCGACGAGAUGCGGAGCCACGCAUGUGCCUGUGCUCGCGCCGCGUUCCAAGAGCAUACGGUGGAGAAGAACAUCGCCGAGUACAUCAAAAAGGAGUUCGACGCCAAAUACGGGCAGAGUUGGCACUGCAUUGUGGGUCGCAACUUCGGAUCAUAUGUGACACAUGAGGCCAAACAUUUCAUCUAUUUCUAUAUGGAUUCAAAGGCUGUGUUGUUAUUCAAGUCUGGGUGACAGUUUCUUCCUGAGUUGGCAUGCCCACUUCACUUCAUACAUCUUAUUCACCUCCAAACUUGGCUUGAGCCUACUUUAUUGUAUGUUCUGAGUGUUCAUCCUUUAUUUAUUUCCUCGGUUCUUUUCUGCGUGCUUCUCAGCUCAGUUGGUCGGUUCAAAGAUGCCUCUCCAUACUAAAAUAGUUCAGCAGCUCUUAGAAGUGAAUAUAGCAGUACUCUGGCCUGAUGAUAGCCAGUUGUAAUGCAUUUGGUGUUUUCACUUAACUGCUGUUUCAUCUACCCAUGUUAAUAUUUAGUUUCAAGCAUUAUUGCUA